AUGGGUGAUUGUCUAAACCAGAAAAACAACCUGCUGCUCCAUCUGCUAGCUGUUCCCAUCAUCAUCAUCAUCAUCAUCAUCAUCCUUGAACAGCAACCAGUAACAACUACACAGUUAUUUAAAAAGCAAAACAGAUUGCUGCACUUCUGGCUGGACUCCAGGGAAAUUGGUUUCCAUGCCUGCCUCACUCAGAUGUUCUUUGUCCAUGCCUUCUCAUUGGUGGAGUCGGGCGUUCUCAUGGCCUUGGCGCUGGACCGCUACAUUGCUAUCUGCUACCCACUCUGGCACUCCAGCACCCUCUCCAUCCCAGUGACAAUGGCAAUAGGAAGCCUAGUGCUGACACGUGGGGUCCUCUUGGUGAGCCCCUUCUGCAUCCUCGCCAGCCGGCUUCCCUUCUGCGGGCACCGCCUCAUCUCCCACUCCUACUGCAAGCACAUGGGCGUGGUAAAGCUUAUGUGUGGGAAUGUCAGAGCCAACAUCAUAUAUGGCCUAUUUGUGGCUUUCAUGGUGGUGGGCUUUGAUGUGCUUGUGAUCCUUGUGUCCUAUUCCAUGAUCUUGUGGACAGUCAUGAGGCUCCCAUCCACUGAGGCCCGUCUCAAAGCUGUCAGCACCUGUGCUUCCCACACUUGUGUCAUCCUGGUGUUCUAUGUCCCAGCCCUCUUCACCUUCCUCACCCACCGCUUUGGCCACCACAUACCACACCACCUUGACAUCAUGGUGGCUAAUCUCUAUCUCCUGGUACCCCCCAUGCUGAACCCCAUUGUGUAUGGGAUAAGAACCAGGCAGAUCCAGGGCAGGGUGAUCCGUCUGUUCCAGCUGAGAGGGAUUUGA
Molecule: messenger RNA, 831 nt
Organism: Alligator sinensis (Chinese alligator)
Lineage: Eukaryota; Metazoa; Chordata; Crocodylia; Alligatoridae
Product: olfactory receptor 52R1-like
Exons: 2
Coding region: 1-831 (276 amino acids)
Biological process (GO): G protein-coupled receptor signaling pathway
Cellular component (GO): membrane
Molecular function (GO): olfactory receptor activity; G protein-coupled receptor activity
Source: RefSeq, a predicted model, not a curated record